This is a messenger RNA of Chiloscyllium plagiosum (whitespotted bambooshark), 1289 nucleotides long. RefSeq names its product spermatogenesis associated 17 (gene spata17). The record is from RefSeq and is a predicted model, not a curated record. Gene Ontology annotation, molecular function: protein binding. NCBI's taxonomy places the organism in Eukaryota, Metazoa, Chordata, Chondrichthyes, Orectolobiformes, Hemiscylliidae.
CAACUAAAGAUGGCGACUGCGUUGACGCUGAAGAUGCAGCUGCAGGGACUGGAAGAGGAAUUUUUCCGCAGAAACAGCAUUGCAGAAGAAAACCGAUUACGAGAACAUUGCGCUGCUGUGAAAAUCCAAAGCUGUUUCAGAGGGUUUAAGAUUCGAGCACAUAUCAGAUACGUGCAGAAAAUUGCAAUCAUCAUUCAGAAAACAUGGAGAGGUUAUCGUAGCAGAAUGGAAUUCAGAAGCAUGGUUCAGAGAGCAUAUUUUAUUAUGAAGAUGAAUUUCUACAAUGAAAUGGCUGUCAGGAUCCAGAAAACGUGGCGUGGAUAUUAUGUUCGAAAGUGCAUCCAUAAUUACUAUGACAUGAAAAAGUAUUUCAAAGGUCUUAGGAUGAAAAAUGAAAUUGUAAGGAAAGAACUGGAGGAGUACGAAGAGACAAAGAAGAAGGAACGGGAAAAGAAAGCGUUAGAAGAGGAAGAGAGAAGAAAGCAUUACCAAGCCCGAAAGAUACAUUACCUCCUCAGCACUGAGCAGCUUCCAGGUAUUUAUAACUCUCCAUAUUUGCUGUGCCCAAAUGAGAUGGAGUGCAGGUUGCAACAGGUCAGGCCAUUGACUCCUAAUUCAUCUCAGAAAAAGGAUAUCACUGAGGGUCUUGUGGAUCCAUCAAUACCUGAAAUUCCAUGCACCUCUCCUUCGUUAGGGCGACUGCCACAUUUAGGCUGGAAGAAACCACAGGGUCCCUUCCGCGAUACUGCUGAAGUAUUGCAACUGCGCUACAAGCCUUUGGAGCCAACCUUGCGGGUGGCAACAUCAAUCAUGUCGGAGAAGGAGGCCAGAGAGGAAAUGAAAAGAGAAGAAUGGAGAAAUCGUAUACAUGAUGAUAUAUUCCUGCCAUUCAGCAAUACAAAUAGAUACAGAACGUACGAGCCACUUCUUCAUACCAGCACCAAGUAUGAACCUAUUGCUUAUGGAACUAAGCACUUUAGAGCAACUGAAGAUAUGCCAAGCAAGAAAAAGCCGUUCAGAACUGUCUUUAAAUCCAUUCAUCUCUUUGAGAAGUUACAAAAAUCAUAUUCCAAAGCUGGACAAGUAUGUUAAGGACGAUGGAGAUUCUGUUACACUUCUUGCUAUAUAAUGUGAUAGGAAAAGCAAUUGUUUAAUUCAUUUUUGAUACAUGAGCACCAUUGGAGUAAUGAAAAAAAUUUAAACUCUCCAGUAUUAAUACUAUCUUACAGAAAAUGUACUAAUCUAUUAAAAAUAUACUAGCAAUGCACCUGUGAUUCAUGUAGUAAUAU